CAAUGGCUUCACUCCCAGUUGUGCUGUUUCUGGCUACUGUGCUGCUACCAUCUUUCCCCACCGAAGCAAAGGAUCCAUCCUUUACUGCGCUGUUAACCACUCAAACGCAAGUCCAAAGAGAGAUUGUAAAUAAACACAAUGAACUAAGGAAAUCAGUCGCUCCACCUGCCAGCAACAUGCUAAAGAUGGAAUGGAGCAGAGAAGCAACAGCAAAUGCUCAGAAGUGGGCAAACAAGUGCACUUUAGAACACAGUAAUCCAGAUGACCGGAAGACCAGUACAAAACGUGGUGAGAAUCCCUACAUGUCAAGUGACCCUACUGCCUGGUCAGAUGCAAUCCAAAGCUGGUUUGAAGAACACCACAAUUUUGUCUAUGGUGCAGGACCAAAGAGCUCCAGUGCAAUUGUUGGACAUUAUACCCAGCUUGUUUGGUACUCAUCUUUCCGUGUUGGAUGUGGAAUUGCCUACUGUCCCAAUCAGGAGAGCCUAAAAUACUACUAUGUUUGCCAGUACUGUCCUGCAUAAGUAUAUACUUUAAAUGGUAAUAAUGUGAGUAAAAAGAGUACCCCUUACCAACAAGGAACACCUUGUGCCAGUUGCCCUGAUAACUGUGACAGUGGACUAUGCAGUAACACAUCUGUUUUUGUUACAACCAAUUCUUGUGAGUAUGAAGAUCUCCUUAGUAACUGUGAUUCCUUGAAGAAAACAGCUGGCUGUGAACAUGAAUUGCUCAAGGAAAAGUGCAAGACUACUUGCCUAUGUGAAGGCAAAAUUUACUGAAAUGCCCAACUUGCACUGUGCAGGACUAAGUGGAGAAAAUCUGCAUCAUUUAGUUGACACAUACCAAGAGGGAAAUUGUAGCCAUGUUAGUUACAAAUUUGAUUCCAAACAGUAAGGAACCUUUUUCUCCAGGAUAUUUACAGAGAUCUCUUUCAUACAACGAUUUACAAAAGUAAGCUAGUCUAUGACAACAACUUUGGACUGAUACAAAUUUGUCACCUUACAUUUAAUUAACUGAAUCAAGUCGAGAAUUUUGAAAGUAGUACAACCACAGGACUUAGUCACUAGAACUUUGGAUUAAAAUAAAGAAUUACAUGUUUUCUGAAACAACAUGCCAAAAGAAAAAAAAAAAAAGACUGUAACAUUGUCAUUCCUACUCCAAGAUUUUUUA
Molecule: messenger RNA, 1170 nt
Organism: Aethalodelphis obliquidens (Pacific white-sided dolphin)
Lineage: Eukaryota; Metazoa; Chordata; Mammalia; Artiodactyla; Delphinidae
Product: cysteine-rich secretory protein 2-like
Exons: 7
Cellular component (GO): extracellular region
Source: RefSeq, a predicted model, not a curated record